This is a messenger RNA of Lactuca sativa (garden lettuce), 2906 nucleotides long. Its product is annotated as Alpha amylase family protein. Gene Ontology annotation, biological process: glycogen biosynthetic process. Gene Ontology annotation, molecular function: hydrolase activity, hydrolyzing O-glycosyl compounds; cation binding; 1,4-alpha-glucan branching enzyme activity. The record is from RefSeq and is a predicted model, not a curated record. NCBI's taxonomy places the organism in Eukaryota, Viridiplantae, Streptophyta, Magnoliopsida, Asterales, Asteraceae. Gene Ontology annotation, cellular component: cytoplasm.
CAUAACGUUGUCUGUUAAACCCAAAACCCCAAUUCCUCCCUCCCUUUCGCUCUUAUCUAAUGACUUCAUCACUCUCACUGCUCACUUUAUUUCGUCUCCCGCCAUCAAACGACUGCUCUCCUAGUAAUCCGAGCAUCAAUCACCGGCGAGCCGUCGUAUUUCCUUCCAAGAAAUGGAGGUGUUCAAUAUCUCCCGGGCAGCCGCCUCCGCCUCCGCCGAAACAGCGGCAGCGGCAGUCCAAGAACUCAGAAUCCGGCGAAAAAGGAAUCGACCCUGUUGGGUUUCUCUCAAAAUCUGGAAUUACACACAAAGGUUUCGCACUUUACCUCCGUGAAAGAUACAAAUCUUAUAAGGACCUAAAAGACGAGAUCUUGAAACGCCACAUUGAUUUCAGAGACAUGGCUUCUGGAUUCGAAUUGUUAGGAAUGCAUCGCAACUUACAACAUCGAGUGGAUUUCAUGGAAUGGGCUCCAGGCGCACGCUACUGUGCAAUCGUCGGAGAUUUCAACGACUGGUCACCAACAGAAAACUCAGCACGCGAGGGGCAUUUUGGUCACGAUGAUUACGGGUACUGGUUUGUCAUCCUUGAAGACAAAGUAAGAGACGAAGAACAACCAGACGAACUCUACUUCCAACAAUACAAUUACACCGAUGAUUACGACAAAGGCGACACGGGUGUCACAGCCGACGAAAUUUUCCAAAAAGCAAACGACGAAUAUUGGGAACCCGGUGAAGAUCGGUUCAUAAAAUCCCGAUUUGAAAUCAUCGCAAAGCUAUACGAAGAAAUUUUUGGGCCAAAUGGGCCUCAAACGAAAGAGGAAUUAGAAGAAAUACCAGAUGCUGAAACUAGAUACAAGAAGUGGAAGGAAGAACAUAAAGAUGAUCCUCCUAGUAAUUUGCCAUGUUACGAUGUGAUCGAUAGUGGAAAAGAGUAUGAUAUUUUUAAUGUGAUUGAUGAUCCUGUUUCAAAAGCCAAAUUUCGCGCUAAAAAACCACCUAUUGCAUAUUGGAUUGAGACACGUAAAGGAAGAAAAUCUUGGGAGAAAAAGUAUGCUCCUGCUAUACCUCAUGGAAGCAAGUAUAGGGUUUAUCUUAAUACCCCUAAUGGGCCUUUAGAACGGAUUCCAGCUUGGGCUACUUAUGUUAAUCCAGAGGUGGAAGGAAAUCAAGGUUAUGCAAUACAUUGGGAACCUCCUCCUGAAGAUGCAUAUAAAUGGAAACAUAAGAAACCAAAAGUUUCAAAGUCUUUGCGUAUAUAUGAAGCACAUAUUGGUAUUAGUGGUUCUGACCCAAAGAUUGCCUCCUUCAAUGAGUUCACUGAGAAGGUUCUCCCUUAUGUUAAACAAGCCGGAUACAAUGCAAUACAAUUAAUUGGGAUUCCCGAACAUAAAGAUUAUUUCACAGUUGGAUACAGAGUAACGAAUAUGUUUGCAGUCAGUAGUCGAUAUGGGACACCCGAAGAUUUCAAACGCCUUGUUGAUGAAGCACAUGGACUUGGAUUGCUUGUGUUCAUGGACAUUGUUCAUUCUUACUCUGCUGCUGAUGAGAUGGUUGGAUUGUCUCUCUUUGAUGGAUCAAAUGAUUGCUAUUUUCACACUGGUAAGCGAGGACAACAUAAGUUUUGGGGUACUAGAAUGUUCAAAUAUGAAGAUCUUGAUGUUCUUCAUUAUCUGCUCUCGAAUCUAAAUUGGUGGGUUGUAGAGUACAAUGUUGAUGGUUUUAAUUUUCAUUCUCUUGCUUCAAUGAUGUAUACACACAACGGUUUUGCCUCAUUUACGGGUGAUAUGGAGGAGUUUUAUAAUCAAUAUGUUGAUAGGGACGCGAUAUUAUACCUCAUAUUGGCAAACGAAAUUUUGCAUACUCUUCAUCCUAAAAUAAUAACAAUAGCGGAAGAUGCUACGCUUUAUCCUGGGUUAUGUGAGCCUACUUCUCAAGGUGGAUUAGGGUUCGAUUACUUUGUAAACCCUCGUGCUUCAGAGAUGUGGUUAUCGUUUCUUGAAAAUGUUCAAGAUUCUAAUUGGAGCAUGAGUAAGAUUGUGAACACCCUUGUUGAGAUUAGUAAAAGUCCCGAUAAGAUGCUUUUAUAUGCUGAAAACCACAAUCAGUCGAUAUCCGGAGGGCGAUCUUUUGCUGAAAUAUUAUAUGGUAAAUCAUCGGUUAUGAAUGAGUCGUUACUUAGAGGCUGUUCUCUUCAUAAGAUGAUUAGGUUAAUUACGUACACAAUUGGUGGUCGUGCUUAUCUAAACUUUAUGGGCAAUGAAUUUGGGCAUCCGAAGAGGGUGGAAUUUCCAAUGUCGAGUAAUGAUUUUUCCUUCUCACUUGCUAAUCGGGAUUGGGAUUUACUUGCUAAAGAAGGGGUUCAUCAAGAUUUGCUUUCUUUCGAUAAGGACAUGAUGAACUUGGAAAAUUCAGAAAGAAUAGUUUCAAGAUGGCUUCCAAAUAUUCAUCAUAUCAAUGACACUAAUAUGGUGAUAUCAUAUUUACGAGGCCCAUUUCUCUUUAUUUUCAACUUUCAUCCCACAAAUUCGUAUGAAAAAUACAAUGUAGGCGUAGAAGAAGCUGGAGAGUAUCAGGUUAUUCUGAAUACUGAUGAAAAAAAGUACAGUGGUCAAGGAUCAAUAGGGCCUGAUCAGAAGGUUCGGAAAACCAUAAGUAGAAGGGUUGAUGGAAUGCGUAACUGCUUAGAAGUACCAUUGCCAAGUAGAAGUGCUCAGGCUUACAAAUUAACUCGGAUAUUAAGAGUAUGAACAUCGCCACGUGGCAUUAUUUUUGCUGAUUUUGAAUGCAAACUUGUAUUUAACAUGUUUAUAGUUCGUAUUCAUCUUGUACUUUUUUUUCUUUUCUAAUGUACAUUUUAAUGUAACAUAAAACUUUAAGGUAAUUAGUGUUGAGCUUGAGUUUAUCAA